AUUACAAAACUGCUCAAGUUGGCCUUACAGAGCCCUAUAAAGCAGCCCAUCUCUGUCGCUCCACAUACUGACCCCUCCUGACUCUCGCUCUCUCCAGAAUGGGUCUGCUCCUACCCCUGGCAGUCUGCAUGCUGGCCACAUCCUGCAUGGUGGCAUCUCUGCCCGAGCAGGUCCUCAUGCCCUCCCCUCUUCUUCUCUCCCAUGGCUGCAACAACUCGGACGUGCUGGCAGUGGCUGGCUUCGCCCUGCAGGACAUCAAUAGUGACAGAAAGGAUGGCUAUGUGCUGAGCCUCAACCGAGUGAACAAUGUCCAAGAGCACAGACAGGAUGCUCUUGGAUCUGUGUACUAUCUCACACUAGACGUGUUAGAGACUGACUGCCAUGUGCUCAGCAAGAAGGCGUGGAGGGACUGUGGGGAGAGGAUACUUCACCAAUCGGUUUAUGGUCAAUGUAAAGCAAUAAUUUACGUUAAUAAGCCAAGAAGAAUCCUCUAUUCACCUGCUUACAAUUGUACUCUUCGCCCAGUUUCUCGAAGAAAGAUUCGCAGUAGGUGCCCUGACUGCCCCAGCCCCAGCCCCACUGACUUGUCAGAUCCCAAAGUUCUGGAAGCUGCCACUGAGUCUCUUGCAAAAUACAACAAGGAGAGCACCUUGAAGCAGUAUUCUCUCUUCAAAGUCACCAGGGCUUCUAGCCAGUGGGUGUUUGGCCCUUCUUAUUUUGUGGAAUAUCUAAUCAGAGAGUUACCAUGUACCAAAUCCCCAGGGACUGCUUGCAUACUUCAGCUCCCUGACUCUCCGCCUGUUGGUAUUUGCAAAGGUUCUCUGAGUAAAAGAGGAUUAGAAAAGUUUGUCGACGUGUCUUGUAACUUCUUUGAAUCACAGGAACUUGUGAGGAUCCUCACGGUGGAAGAGCCACAGCAGAAAAACACAGCCCUCACUGACUCACCCUCCGAAGUUGCGCCAAAAGGAUCUGUCCAACACCUCCCUGAAUUGGAGGAUGAGCAGCCCGAAGAUUCCAAGGGAAAAAGCCCUGUUGAGGCUUUCCCUGUGCAGCUGGAUCUAACCACGAAUCCCCAGGGAGAAACCCUGGAUGUCUCCUUUCUCUUCCUGGGGCCUAUGAAGGAGCAGCUGGUUGUCUUGCCUUUCCCCAAGGAAGAGCAACGCUCUGCCGAGUGCCCAGGACCAGCCAAGAUGGACAACCCUCUUGUUCUCCCACCAUGAGAAUCACAUAGACUAUUCCAUGGGGACACGGUGCCCUGAAGAAGUGCUGGGGGUGGGAGACAGACAGAGAGUUUGAUUGUGGAGAGUGGCUAAUAAAGUGUGUCUUUUUGACUCUU
Molecule: messenger RNA, 1336 nt
Organism: Rhinolophus ferrumequinum (greater horseshoe bat)
Lineage: Eukaryota; Metazoa; Chordata; Mammalia; Chiroptera; Rhinolophidae
Gene: FETUB
Product: fetuin B
Exons: 7
Coding region: 99-1220 (373 amino acids)
Biological process (GO): binding of sperm to zona pellucida; negative regulation of endopeptidase activity
Cellular component (GO): extracellular region
Molecular function (GO): cysteine-type endopeptidase inhibitor activity; metalloendopeptidase inhibitor activity
Source: RefSeq, a predicted model, not a curated record